AUGAAUUCACAACGUCGAAAAGAACUCUUCCUCGCCCGCGACGGAGAUCAGACCCUCCAGCCACAACUACCCUCAAAAGCCUUGAUGGUAGAGAAUGUGGUGCCGCAGGAGUACUCGGAGAAGGCUGCUGUAGCGGCGCACGCUGAUGCGCGAGAGCUCGUCCGCCUGGUCCAAUGCCCACAGUGUUCGAAGCCCUACAGCGCUCCCGUGACGCUGCCAUGCGGUCAUACCGUCUGCCGCGGCUGCCUUCCUAACCCUGUCGCCCGCACAAAUAUCUCCUAUCCGAACACGCCCGACCGACUCCUCGGCAUAUCCUGUCCGGUAUCAUCGUGCGAGGCCGAGCACGCCGCCGCCGAGUGCAGCGUAGAUGUGACUCUGACAAAGAUCAUGGAGUUGAUCAAGACUGAGGUCGCCAAGCAUCUGCCACUGGUGGAACACAUGUCUAUACGUCUGCAAGAGGUGUUGAAAUGGGAUGAUGCCCUAUCAAUGGAACAGGAGGAAAAGAUGGAAGCAAAGGGAAGUUCGAGAGUGCUUCAAGGCGGCCAGCUGCUCUCCACUUUCAUCAUGGCUGAGAUGGGUGAUCUGCGCUAUAGCUCCGAGGUUGAAUACGAAACGCUGUCAGAUACCCACGAAUACCAGGACUUCAACAAUGCAUUGCUGGAGCGCCUGCGAGACGCCACGCAGAAAGAGCUUGAUUGCCUUGUAUGUUAUAACAUGAUGCUGGACCCGACGACAACCUCGUGUGGUCACACCUUCUGCCGCCGCUGCCUCGUCCGUGUCAUGGACCACAGCAGCAUAUGUCCUGUGUGCCGACGGGGUUUGCACAUUCCUGCUUCGUUGCAGAACAAGCCCAGCAAUGUUCUGCUCAAUGCCCUUCUGAAUACUCUCUGUUCGGAUCUCGUCGAGGCCCGGACCAAGGCCGUCGAAGCGGAAGAGCAGAGCGCUGACGAUGACCUCAAUACUCCGCUUUUUGUGUGUACAUUGUCUCUUCCGACGAUGCCUACAUUUCUCCACGUUUUCGAACCUCGGUAUCGCUUGAUGAUGAGACGUUGUGCAGAAGGCAAUAGACAAUUUGGCAUGGUCAUGUACAAUCGCAACUCUGCGCCACAAGGUGACCUAGGGCCUACACAAUUUCUGGAGUAUGGUACUCUUCUUGAAAUUAUCAAUAUUGAGGUCAUGCGCGACGGACGGAGCUUCGUAGAAACACGGGGUGUCGGUCGCUUCAGGAUCCGCAGGCACGGUCUGCUUGACGGAUACCACAUCGCUCGAGUCGAACGAGUAGAGGAUCUCUCUCUGGCCGAAGAAGGUAUCCUGGAGCAAAGUGAGACUACUGUUGCAAAGGAUUUUGCAGCACGUCUUCAGCAGGAAUAUCCGCAAAUGCCCCUCCCUUUGGACAUCGCCGUGAACCAGCUCUCUACACAAGAGCUGCUGGAUAAUUGCAUGGCCUUUGUUCGCCAGAUGCGAGACGCCAGUGCCCCCUGGCUGAGCACACGCAUUGUUCAAGUAUACGGCGAACCACCCGAAGAUCCGGCUCUUUUCCCCUAUUGGUUCGCAUCAGUCGUUCCCAUUGCUGAGGAGGAAAAAUAUACAUUGUUACGAACAACGCGUGUCCGCGAACGUCUAAAGAUAGUGUUUUCGUGGAUCAGGAGGAUACGGGGUCAGAGAUGGUACGUACUGCCCCCAAAAAAGUCAACAACAGUCGGCUUUAGAGACGCAUGACUGCGUCAUCAAGAGCCGCAAGAGGAAAAGACAGGGCGGCUAGGUGACACUGUAUGCGUUGUACAAGGCUUGCAGCGCCAACAUUCUGCAGACUGAAGCCACUGCCAGAUAUCUCGCACUAGCCGCCUAGGUUAGCCUCAACCGACCAGUCUACCCCGUGUCUUUACAAAACCAUUGGACUAACGAGAUCUCACCCCAGGCCAUCCGGCAGCGCAUGCAAUAUUCUCUGACUAUUUAUCCUCACCGUUGCGAUUGCGUACCUCACGGAUUCGUACCGCAACUCAUAGAAUGCUGUAGCUUUGCUGCACAUUCCAGCUACC
Molecule: messenger RNA, 2039 nt
Organism: Paraphaeosphaeria sporulosa
Lineage: Eukaryota; Fungi; Ascomycota; Dothideomycetes; Pleosporales; Didymosphaeriaceae
Exons: 1
Coding region: 1-1719 (572 amino acids)
Source: RefSeq, a predicted model, not a curated record